GAGAGGGCGAGUCUGAGUGUGUGUGGCGAGCAGCGUGCGAGGAGAGAGGAGGGGCGCUCCACGCGAAUCGCUCGUUUCCCGAAGAGAUCUCCCAAUUAAAAGGAUGUCUUCUCGCGCGCGUCCGACCUCUCCCGUCGCUGGCUGAGCAGAUCAGGCGCAAGUUUUAGUGUAGAAUAGUCAUCAACGUCAUCAUCGGCAGGAGCAUCGGCAUCCCAGUUUCUCUCCUCUCUUACUCAGCUUCCCUGGCCAGCCAUACACUCAAUCAUCGCGAAGCAUUUGUCAUUGCCUCGAGCUUCUCGAUAAACCGCGAGUGUAGAAAGCCGUGGGAUUACGGGUAAGGCAGCGUGCUGGAGUUUUGUGGCGAGCACGUAGAGUGGUUAACGCUGCGCGCUUUCAUAUACAAGACGAAAUUGCGAACAUCGUUAAAGACACGGGACAUCUCAUACAAAAAACUUCAUUCGCUCUUGGAUUUUCGUUAAAAAAAAUACAAUCACGGGAGCCCGAGAGAGAAAGCAAGGAGAGAGUGAGAGGGACACGAGAAAGGAGAAGGGACAGUAGGAAGAAAAUUCGGGACUACAUUUGCUUUGACGCGAGGAGCUGUGAUGAAUACUCCAAGACUCUGGCUGCGCGCACGUGGCAAUGAUGAUGUGACGGAGAGCUGCGAGAAGACUCGACUCCCCUCGUUCGCGUUCACCCGGCUCGCACCGGGAGCUAUCGUCAUCGCGGGCACCUUUUAAGCACUCCAAGAAAUUCAAUUGCAUCUGAUUCUCUCUUGACUUUUUACCCGAUUCGAUACGUGUGUCAUUUGUUGCUGACCUUGUUGUUGUUGUUGUUGCGUCCUUGGCAAUUCCGACAAAAAGGCUUUUUUGGGGGAUUUUAAAGAAGAACCAAGCGAAAAAAAAGAAACGAGACACAAGGAGGCGUUGUGAUGAGUUGGAGACAUCAAUCAGUCUUCUCUCGGCUGGACAUAACGAUUUUGUGAGACGUCUGAUCGAUUAUUAGUUUUUUUAUAUUAAAGGCAACGCGCUGCGGUGGGGGCGAAUGGGAGAAGGAUAAAGAAGAGCAAAAGAAAGAGGUGGUGAAUAGCGAAGGAGUCCCCGCGUGGCUCCAAACAGACACCAGGGACGCAAGCUCCGACCGGCGCUUGAGUCCCGUUGCAACUCACUCGCUCCGUUCGCUCUGCUGCUCGAUUCUCUCUCUCUCCGUCCCCGCUCUCCCUGCCUCUCGCCUCCUCCUCUCGCCGCCCUCGGGAUCUCCCCUCUCUCUUCACUUGGCAUCCAGCGAGAGCCCCGCACGGCGCAGAGCUAAGCGGCACACGCAGCGAAACGGAGACGCACCAAUGUCAGCGUGCGCGCUCGCGUCUCUCUCUCUGCGUGAGUGCGAGUAAAUAUAUCUAUAUACGAGCUAUUGGCAAGGCUGUGCGUGCACGCAAAGGGCAAGCGAGGCAGCUUGCCGGGUGAGGUAGGGGAGGCGUGCGUGGCGGUGGUGGUGGGGGGGGGAGGGAGUAUAGACUUCGCGAGCAGCGCUGGAUUUUUUUGAGUUUGCGACCGAGAGAGCUGGGGGCAUCGGAGACGCCGAGGAGGUAAAGGACUGAGCCGCGCCAAGGACUGGAAGAUCUGAAUCGAAGGGAUUGAGCCGACCGGAAGGUGAUUCAUUUGAUCCGGUAGGCAGCUGGAGAACUAUAGCCGCUUGUAGCUGCAGGAUUUGAGCCGGCGAAGGGGGGUGAAGGAUUGAGCCGGUGGGAGAGCAGGCGUGGGAAGGCGGCCGGCUCUGCGUUCGCCCGACGGGAAGAGCCAUCAUGCGUCGUCUUGGGGGAAAUGCCGGCGCCCUUCUGCACCUCCUCCUCGCGGCGCUGCUGGGAGCCGCGGAGGCUGACGUUGAGGUGCCACCCUUCUUCAAGAGAGAGCCCCUGCACACGCAGCUGCACCUGGAGGGCAACCGGCUGGUGCUCACGUGCCUGGCGGAGGGCAGCUGGCCCCUGGAGUUCCGCUGGCUCGUGAACGACACCGAGAUCGCCCCCUUCUCGCCUGAGAACAGGUACUUUAUCCCUGUUCUACACCGGUCUGAUGCCGGGUUCUACCAGUGCGCCGUUCGGAACCGACAGGGAACGCUGAUGCAGCGCAGGACGGAGGUGCAGGUAGCAUACCUGGGAGACUUUUCCGAGUCGGCGGAGAGGCGACUGAGCGUUCCGCGAGGGGGGGCGGUCGUCAUCGAGGCUCCGCGCGUCGGCUGCUUCCCCACGCCCCAAGUCACGUGGCUGCGGGAGGGUCGCAAGGUGUCGCCCAGCCCCCGAGUGGUGGUCACGCUCGAGAACCAGCUGGUGGUGAUGAUGGCCACCUCCGGUGACGCCGGCACGUACCACGCGCAGGUGAUGAACGAGCGGAACGGCGAGACCAAGACGGGCCCGCCCAUCGUGCUUACCGUGAGAGAUGCCGAAGAUCCCGGGCCGUCCGACUUCCUGGAGAUUGUCGUCGCUCCGAGGAACAUGAGCGUCGUCGCAGGAGCUGGUGAAGUGUCACUCGAGUGUGUUCCCUACGCACGGCCACUGGAGCGAGUGACCGUCACGUGGAGACACAACAGUGGCCCCGCCAUCACGUCCGGCGUCGGCGAUUUCGGCCGCCGCCUCACCGUGACGUCCCCGUCCGCGGCCGACGCGGGCCGCUACGACUGCGAGGUGACGCUGGGCCCGAGGGGCCCUGCGUCCUCCGGCGGCGCCGGCGCGGCGUCCGGAGUGGCCGCGGCGCACCCUGUGGUCCGCUCGGCCUACCUUACCGUGCUCGAGGUGCCUUUCUUCACGGUGGAGCCGAGGAGGAGGAUCAUGGGAGUGGUGGAGCAAGCCCUCGAGAUCCCCUGCCAGGCAGCAGGCUUGCCUCCGCCGACCCUGACGUGGUAUCGGGACAGCUCCCCGAUCGGCCACUUCGGGGAUUCGCGGUUCCGAGUGCUCGCGAACGGCAGCCUCCUGGUGGCGUCGCUGGAGGAGAAAGACUCGGGCAUGGUGCAGUGCUUUGUGCGCAACGUGGCCGGGGAGGUGCAGACCCACACCUUCCUCACCGUCACCAGUUUCCCCCCAAACAUCACGCGAGGCCCCGUGGACAGCACGGCCAUCGAGGGCACCGCGCUCACGCUGCCGUGCGAAGUGUCAGGUGCCCCCAAGCCGGCCAUCACCUGGUUCAAAGGCGGCAAGGCCGUGCCCCUGAGCUCGAUGCGCUUCUCCCUGCUGCCGUCGGGGUGGCUGCGCGUGGGGCCGGCCGAGCUGCGUGACGCCGGCACCUACACCUGCCUGGCCAAGAACUACCGCGGCGAGGCGACGGCACGCGCCCGCUUCACCGUAUGGGUGAGGACGCGAAUCGCCGUUCCUCCUCGCGACCAGAGCGUGGAGAAGGGGAUGACCACGACGCUCCACUGUGGCGUCACCCAUGACCCCGCCGUCGCUGUCAGGGUGUUCUGGGACAAGGACGGCUCCGUGAUCGGGCCCGAGGCGGCCCCGAGGCUCGCGCAGGACGCUGGCGGCUUCCUGCGCGUCGUGCAGGCCUGGUCGGGCGACAUCGGCUCCUACACGUGCCACGUGACCUCGGCGGCUGGCAACGACUCCAGGACCGCCCGGGUGGAAGUGCGGGAGGUGCCGUACCCGCCGGUGGAGGUGGUGGCACGACUCUCUCUGACGGCACGGCGCUCCGUGGUGCUGUCUUGGGUGCGCUCCUACGACGGCAACAGCCCCCUGCUGCGCUACAUCCUGGAGGCCACCGAGAACGACUCCCCGUGGACGGUGCUGAGGGUGGACAUCGGCCCCGUGAUGGCGAACUUCACCAUGGGGGGGCUGCUGCCAUCGCGGACCUACCGCUUCCGCCUGAGCUCCGUCAACGCGGUGGGGACGGGCGAGCCGAGCCACGAGACCGAGAGUGUGACGUUGCCCGAGGAGCCUCCGGAAGGGACGGUGCAGAUGGUGGUGGCUGCCGGGCGGACGAACCGCACGAUCGCACUGCAGUGGCAGUCCCCGCCGGAGAGCCAGUGGAACGGAGCGCUCAAGGGCUUCCUCAUCCGGUACCGGCUGUCCGUCGACCGUGCCGACUACCAGUACAAGAACGUCCCCAACUCGGAGAUGACGAGCUACCUCCUGGAGGACCUCUCCGUGUGGACGAGCUACGAGGUGGAGGUGGCGGCCUACAACGGAGCCGGGCUCGGGCCCUACAGCACCGCCGUGCAGGAGUGGACGCUCGAAGGAGUGCCAACGGCGCCACCGGAGAGAGUUCGAGCAGAGGCCAUCAACUCCACCACCAUCCACGUCACCUGGUUUCCACCCAGCUCGCACUUCGUUCACGGCGUCAACCAGGGCUACAAGCUUCUGGCGUGGCGGCCGGAGAGCCCCGGCGACGUCACCGUGCGGACGUUGCCACCGCAGCCCGAGGGUUCGGGCCCCGGCGGGGGCACGGGCCCCCUGCACUCGGGGUACCUGUCGGCCCUGCGCAAGUUCACCGAGUACCACGUGAGCGUGCUGUGCUACACGACGCCGGGCGACGGACCGCGCAGCCCGCCCCUCCGCCUACGCACCAGUGAGGCCGUACCUGGUCCCGUGGGGAAUCUGGGUUUCUCCGAGAUUCUGGAUACGUCUCUCAAAGUGAGCUGGGAUGAGCCGCAGGAGAAAAACGGAAUCUUGAUCGGGUACAAGGUGUCGUGGGAGGAGUUGAACAAGACGCACUCGCGCGUCACGCACUACCUGCCCAACAGCACACGCGAGUACCGUGUCACGGGCCUGGCCGCGCUCACCACCUACGUGAUCGAGGUGUCGGCGCGCACCAGCCGAGGCUCCGGACCCACCUCGGCCUCCACCAUCUCCUCUGGAAUUCCGCCAGAGCUGCCCGGGGCCCCCUCCAACGUGGCCGUGUCCAAUAUUGGCCCUCGCUCCGUGGCCCUGCAGUUCCGCGCCGGCUUUGAUGGGAAGACGUCCAUCCUGAAGUGGGUGGUGGAGGCCCAGAUUGCGGGAGCGGACGGGGAGGAGGCGGAGUGGAUCAUGGUGCACGAGUUGGACAAUCUGCCGGCUGCUCGCUCCCUGGAGGUGCCGCUACUGCGGCCCUACACACAAUACCGGUUCCGCAUGCGCCAGAGCAACGUGGUGGGGACGAGCCCCCCCAGUGCGGCCACCCGCACCAUACAGACCCUGCCGGCCCCCCCAGACGAGGCCCCCCGAAACCUGACGGUCCGCACGGCCAGCGAGAGCAGCCUCUGGGUCCGCUGGGCACCGCUGCACGAGUCCCAGUAUAACGGCGCCGCCUCGGCAGCCGGCUACCGCAUCCGCGUGGUGCAGCCGGGCCGGCCGGGCGAGACGCCGCCCUCCGUGGCGGUGGACGACCCCACGGAGCGCGAGGCCACGGCCGAGGGCCUGCGGCCGUGGACCGAGUACGAGGUGCGCGUGCAGGCCUUCAACGCCAUCGGCUCGGGGCCUUGGAGCCGCCCCGUCACGGCACGCACCAAGGAGUCGGUGCCGUCGGCGGGACCCCAAGAGGUGACGGCCAACGCCACGAGCCCCACGUCGAUCCUCGUGAGCUGGGGCGUCGUGCCGGAGGCCGACCGCAACGGGCCCAUCCUGGGCUACAAGGUGCUGUACCGGUCCGGGGAUACGGCCGGCGCCCCCGUCGGCGUUGGCUUCUCGCGGCGAGCAGUGGAUGGGGACCGCGCUCGGAGCACGAUGCUCUCGGGCCUGCGCCGCUUCACGCAGUACGAGGUGCACGUGCUGGCGUUCACGCGCACCGGAGAGGGAGCCCUCUCCGCGCCGGCCGCGAACGCCCGCACCCUCGAGACGAUUCCGGGUCCUCCGUUCGGACUCCACUUCCCAGAAGUCCACCUCACGUCCGCUCGCCUGUCCUGGCAGCCUCCUACCGAGCCAAACGGCCUCAUCCUCGGUUACAAGAUGAUGUUCUGGCUGGAUUCGACCAAUCAGAACGCGGCGUCGGUGGCGGAGGUGACCCCGGACACGCGGCAGUUCUACGCGGGGGAGCUGCUGCCCAACGCGGGGUACCGCUUCCGGGUGACGGCUCGCACGAGCCGGGGCUGGGGAGAGCCCUCCGAGGUGCUGGUCAUCACCACGGAGGGCAGAGACGCCCCGGAGAGCCCGAGCCAGCCGUCCGUGCACCAGUCGGGCGUGGGCUCGCACAGCGUGACCCUGCGCUGGAGCGUGCGGCGCGACCGCGUCUCGCCGCUGCGCGCCUACACCAUACAGGCUCGGGCCCUGCCCGGGGGAGUCUGGGAGACGCUGGCGCCGUGGGCCCCCCCGAACCUCACCGCCUACACCAUGGAUGGGCUGAAGCCAUUCACCACGUACAAGUUCCGCGUGGCAGCAAGGAACGAUGUGGGCGAAAGCGAGUGGAGCGAGGAGUCGGAAGCUGUGACGACGCUGCAAGCCGCUCCGGACAAGGCUCCCAGCAUCCUCUCCGUCAUGCCCCACACGCCCUCCUCGGUGCUCGUCCAAUGGGAGCCUCCGAUGGAAGAGUCUGUGAACGGAGUGUUGCUGGGCUACCGCAUCCUCUACCGCGAGCUGCCGCUGGAGGGGUCAAGGGUCAUCGCCGGGGGUUACUCCGUACCCUACAUCACCGCCGCCCCUGGCAACCCAUCCCCCAUACAGGCGCAGUUACUUGGCAAGUACGAAGUAAAGACGGUGAACGACUCGGCGGUGAAACACUACGAGCUCGCGCAACUCAACAAGUACCGGCGGUACGAGGUGCGCGUGAGCGCGUACACGGCGGCCGGGGAAGGACCCAUGACGUACCCGCGGGAAGUGUACGUCGGGGAGGCAGUGCCAUCGGCACCUCCCCGCAACGUAGUGGUACGGGCCGCCAGCUCCACUCAACUGGAGGUGGCGUGGGAUAUCCCCCCCCUGCACACCGAGAAUGGAAUCAUCCUGGGAUACAAGGUCUACUUCAAGGACACGGCGCCGUCGGGGGUGAGAGGCGAUGCCGGCGCGGAGCGCGUGCGCAUGCUCUUCCUGCCGGAGACGAGCGCGCGGCUCAAGAACCUGACGGGCUUCACGGUGUUCGCCGUCAGCGUGUCGGCCUACAACUCGGCCGGGGAGGGCCCUCGCAGCGCCGCCAUCACCGCCAAGACGCUGCCCGCUCCGCCCUCAGCUCCCCAGUUUGUGCGAUUCGAGGACGUGACGACAAGUUCGCUCAACGUGUCGUGGGGAGAUCCUCUGCGGCCCAACGGCGUUCUGGAGGGCUUCAAGCUCAUCUACAAGCCCACCACACCGGUGCACGGCGUGAGCAAGAUCGUGACGGUGGAGGUCCGGCCGGACGCCCCACGGUGGCUGCGUGUGCGCGACCUCAUGGAAGGGGUCACCUACCACUUCCGCGUGUGGGCCAAGACCUUCGCCUUCGGGCCAGAGGCGGACGCCAACGUCACCACCGCACCGCUCGAAGGUUCUCCGGGCCCACCAGGGGCCCCCCAGGUGACCCGCUAUGGCACGGACAUCACUCUGCACUGGACCGAGGGCGACCCCGGCAGAUCUGCCGUCACGAGCUACAUCAUCGAGGCCCGGCCAUCGGAUGAAGGCCUCUGGGACAUCAUCGCAAAGGACAUCCCCAGCGAUGCCUACUCGCAGUCCGUAAGCGCCACGCUGCUGCGUCACGGCAUCAGCUACAACUUCCGCGUGUCAGCUCUCAACCGCUUCGGAUGUGGCCUGCCCAGCGAGCCAUCCCAACCCAUCUCCGCGGUGCACGACGCGGCGUUCUACGACGAGUGGUGGUUCCUGGUGGUGGUGGCGCUCAGCGGCCUCAUCCUCAUCCUGCUGCUGGUGUUCGUGCUCGUCAUCCGGGGUCAGAGCGGCAAGCACGUGCGGCGCACCAGCUCCGGUCUGAGCGCCAAGCCAGGCACGCUGGGCCACGAGGAGAUGGUGAGCCUAGACGAACGCUUCGCUGCCAGCCUGGAGUUAAGCGAGCGGCGCCUGCCCGUCAAGAACUCCUUCUGCCGGCGCAACGGCAUGCACACGCGCUCGCCUCCACGGCCCAGCCCCGGCAGCCUUCGCUACUCAGAUGAGGACCUGCCCUCCGAGUACGGCGAGGUGACCAAGUCGGAGCCCAAUGGCAGCCUCAACGAGAAGCUCUCGGAGAUCCCCGAGUCUCCGAGCGAGGUGGAGGAGGAGGAGGCUGACUCGGACGAGCACGAGACCGACCGCGACUCCCCGCCGUCCGUCGGCGGCACGGCCACCACCACGACGUCCAAGGGCACCUCGGCCGCGCCGGCCACGCCGACGUCGUCGUCCGCGGUGGCCGCUGCGGGGGCGGCCGUGGGCGCCGCGCCCCAGCACUCGUUCGUGAACCACUACAUGAGCGACCCCACGUACUACAACUCUUGGCGGCGGCAGCAGAAGGACGUGACGCGCGCCGAGCGCGGGGAGGCCGAGGGCGCCAACCACACGGCCCGCGCGCCGUACCCACUCACCGAGCCCGAGUUCGGCGGCCUGCAGGGCCCCGGGUACCGGCCGGCGCUCGCGGGGUUCUCCUCCUUCGUCUGAGCGACGCCGGAGCGAGUCGCGGCUGGGCGACGCGGGGACUCGCGGCGGGGAUUGCGGGGACGGGAAUCGGGUGGCUGCGCGAGUGCAGAGAAGGUUCAGCCACGGGCGGAGCUCUCAAUUAUAUGGAUCCAACCACGUGGAGGUCCCAACCACAUGGAGGUCCCAACCACGUGGAGGUCCCAACCACAAGCAGUUCUCAACCACAUGGAGCUCUCAACCACAAGCAGUUCCCACAAGCAGUUCUCAACCACAUGGAACUCCCGACCACAUGGAGCUGCUAACCACAAGUUGCUCUCAACCACAUGGAGAUGUAGAUCACAUCAAAGUCCCAGCCACAAACCAUCUCACAACUACAUGGAGCUAUGCCACCACGAGGAAUUGCUAACCACGUGGAGCCGACUUCUGACACACCAGGUCGUGCCACUAUACUCCAGGCUUCAGGACUUGAAUUGCCCUUCUGCGCUGGUCCCCUCUGCUGCUGAUUCUCUGCUGGUCACGUCCCACCUCACUUAACGGGUUUAUUUCUUGUUUUCUUUUGCUGUGAUCAAACUGCGAUUAUACAUUUUUGUUCGUGGAAAAAUAUUACAUUUCAUUGCCAGUGUUUUCUUUACUUUUUCCUAAUAACCAUAAUGACGGUUAUUACGAAGGUUACAUAAUUUCUCUCCGUUAAUCGCGUCGGCUUUCUGGAAUAACUGCGAAGCUUCACAAUCCGAUUGCGAUCCUAAAUUCCACCGUUUAUUUUUUGUUCGUGAAUUCUCAUUCGUGAAGAGCGUGAAAGUAGAAAGCAUAACAACGAUUAUUUCCACGGUGGUUUAAAACAAAAUGCAUUUUGUACAAAUGCACCUUCCACAAAGAACAGAGACAAUUGGAUGAGCGAACGGUUCACAAAAUGUAUUGCGUUUAAAUGACCAUAGUGGAGACCAUGACAAUCAAAUGAAGUACAUCGCUGGGAUUUCAAUCUCGCAGACUGCAUUCAUCCAGUCGUCAACUUUCUCGAUUAACUCUGUCGGAAAGAUCCGAAAUUCUUCCACUUGGAAGCAGAAAUCAACAAUAACAUCACCUGCGAUUUCACAAAUCCCGGUAUGGAUUACCAGGAGGAGCUCAACGCGUGUCAGUUGAUGGAACGAUAAGAAAAAAAAAGAACGUGUCAAUUUCAGAUACCUAUAUAUAGUGCACACACGUACACAAACACGCUCACACGUGCUCAGUAUUCUACAGAUGUUUCCUGGGGCUCAGUCAUCCGGCAACACGACGCUUCAAGAUUACCUAUACUUGCGGAUUAAUUUUCUUGUGUCGUGCAAUUAUGUUCGUUCGGAGGCGGACACCGCAGCGUCUCCACACACAGGCACUCGAUAUAAUCACCCGCUCGGCUUACGUCAUUAACGUGGGCCUUGCCAUUCACACCCGCCCUCCGCCGUCGUUCAGACCCUUCGGCCCAUCACGAGGGCCACUCCACGUUUAUUACGCUUAAGGGACACGAGGUUGGUAAUAAUCUAUAAUAUCCGAGUAAUGACACGCGCGUGAACGGGUAGCCCACCGCGUAGGGGUCCAGCGUGAUAAAAAGUCGCGGCCACGUUUGCGUGGAAAUCUGCGCAGUGCCGCCGCCACCGCGGAUUUUUUUAAACGACGCGAUCUGAUGCCGAGUGACAUUUGUUCACCUUUUUUCAGCUUUGUUAUUAUUAUUACUGCGAUGAGCGCAUUUUUUGCUUACGGCGCUCUUGUGUGCACAGCAUUAUUUAUGCAACCGCACGUUUUUUCGCUUCCUUCGGAAGAUUUAAAUACAUACUUUAUUUAUGGCGUUUCGCAAUAACACAAGUAGAAUAAAAAAAAACGAGACAAUGGAAUCGCUUGGCCGGGCGUUCUUAUUUUAAAAAGAAAAUGCAAGCAAGGUUUACGUGUGAACUCUCACUCCUUGCGCGGAACGCCUCUGCGGCAGGGGCGGGGGAGGUUUCCACGGUGUCGAAUGCAUUUUGCCGAGUAAAGUUUCUGACGGUGGUGGGUGGCCAUCGGGCGAGAGGCGGUUCGAACGCCAGAUGAAUCCCGGGGCUGAAUUUGACCAACUUUGCGCGACGUGACGCCGAGUUUUGCCGAGCCGCGCUCCGCACGCCGAGCCAUCCCAAGCGGAGCGAGCCGUCGCUGCGUGAGCGCGAAUCGCUCGACGGCAGAGGCGUUGCGGGGUGUUCGCGCAUCGACGCGCAAUCAUCGCAGCGAUGAUUGCGCAAAGAUUGUGCCACGAUUGUGCAUCGGUGCACAAAUGAUCGUGCAGUGCAAGGAUUGUGUAUCGCCGCCCAAUGAUCGGUAAGGGUUAUGCAACGAUUGUUUGUCGUUGCGCAACGAUUGAGCGCUCACGCGCGCAACGAUUGCGGCGCCUUUACGCGACGGCUGCGUUAUUGCAGUGCAGCAAUUCACCACCGGCCCUGAGCCGCACGACCCCCCGUGUACAGAACCCCCUCUCCCCCCCCGACCCCUGUCGCACUAACCCAUGCAUAAUCUCUAACCACAGCCGCGGUCGCGUCCGUCGUGCCGUUAUUCGACGGCGGCGGCGGCGGCGUCGUCGCCGCCGCGAGUUCCCGGCGCCUUACCAAGUUACUCGGAGCUUGCUCAGGCCGGCGAGCACCCCCCCACCCCCACCCCACGUCUCCCCCCACCCCCCCCCCCCUCUUCCGCGCGAGUGUUCUCAAUAGUGCUUCCCCGCCGCAUCACGCGUUCCUCUGUGAGACAGCGUUGAGACCGCGCCGGUUUUUAAUACUUGCCACGACCUUGCUCACGCAUUCAAGUCCGUAUAGCCUAUUAACGGCACGAGUCCAAGUGUUAUUGUAAUUGUGGGAAUAUCAGCACGACUUAUCUUAAUAGAGGACAAUUUACAUCCUUCCUUGAGAAAUUGGAAUCACGGAGAGAAAUGUUAUAACGGGUGGGGGCGAGGGGGAAUAUAAUAAUAAUUCUAUUAAAUCCUAUGGAGAGACCGUCUCCAGUUGGUUUGCGGGGCUCUGGGAAUUACGCGAGAGACAUUCACUCCCUUCACUUCAGCCAGGCACUGCCACCCUAGCCCCCAUUAGAGCCUUGAUGUCAGUUCGCUGCUUGCCG
Lethenteron reissneri (Far Eastern brook lamprey) is the source of this 11584-nucleotide messenger RNA. Its product is annotated as protein sidekick-2-like. Gene Ontology annotation, cellular component: M band. The record is from RefSeq and is a predicted model, not a curated record. NCBI's taxonomy places the organism in Eukaryota, Metazoa, Chordata, Hyperoartia, Petromyzontiformes, Petromyzontidae. Gene Ontology annotation, biological process: sarcomere organization. Gene Ontology annotation, molecular function: protein binding.